Messenger RNA from Phoenix dactylifera (date palm), 2426 nucleotides. The record is from RefSeq and is a predicted model, not a curated record. NCBI's taxonomy places the organism in Eukaryota, Viridiplantae, Streptophyta, Magnoliopsida, Arecales, Arecaceae.
UCUUUUUUGUAUGUUUUUUUUAUGUGGAUAUUUGAGGGCCUAUAGCUUGAUCUGUGGUUCUGUUCUGAUCUUAGUCGUCAACCUCCAAAUAUUUUUAUAGUUCAAGAACUGUUUUUUUUUUUUUUGUUUGGAAUUAUGGUACUGGAACAAUGCCUUCUGAAGUUCCACCUGAAAGAGUUCUGUUUUUUGAAGUUCCAUCUAUUGAAUUCAAUUUCGGAACUUUCUUGGUGUUAGAAGACUUUGUAGGAAAACUCUGUUCGAUUUCAACGAACUAUAGCAAUGAAUGGGAGAAUUCGGUAUAGGAAAAACAAGAAACAAAGAAAUUAGAAGUGUUGUCCUCAGGACCAGCAUGAAUGCACAUGUUGUUUUUGGGUGUACCUUGGUCUAACUUUUUUUUAAUUUUUGCAUGAUUCUGGUAUUUGGAGGUUCAGAUUGCCUACUCUCGCCUCCGGCUUUUGGGAUAAGUGAUGAAAGAUGUAUGAUCUAAGAAAAAAUCAUAAGAAGUUAACAUCCUGGAGGAGUAUUGGAAUUAACUUGACCUCUCUUUGGGGAAAUUUGGAUCGGAAGUAUAACACCGGCGCUCCCAUCUACUUACAAAGAGUUCUGUGGUUAAGUUUGCUUUUGAGGACAAUGUUUCAAUGUUUUAUUGGCUCGCAGGAACCCAUAUAUUUUGUAUUGGUUUGAAGUACACACUUUAAUACAAAGUAGCUUGUUCAAUCUUUACAAUUGGUUUCAUUUAAGACUAUCUUUUGGGUGUUCACAUUCAAAAAGUAGUUGACUUUCUGCCAACCACAAUGAAUAAUCAAGAAAGUCAACCAUAAUGAAUAAUCAAGAAUAUUAUAUGGAUCAUAAUUUUUAAAUAAUUGCUUAUUCAUGAUACUUGGAGGGACCAUGAUUAGCCACUUGUCAAGAGGUCCCAUAUCGGUAGUUUGUUCCCGGAAUUGACUACCUAGAAGAGUUAUUUAGACAAAAAGAGUUAUUCAAGGACUGAACUGCUGGCAACUGCUACCCAAGGGAAAUUAUUUUUGGAAAUAACUUCCUCUUUCAUGAUAAAAGGCUGCAAGAAGACUUCAUUUGGGACAGUUGACUUCUACGACAAUUAGAAAGGUUUUCUAUACUGAAUGGUCUCCCUUAGUCCUUUAUCAUAGGUUUAGGAUUCUUCUCAAGAGCGGAGAUCCGUCCUACUAAAGGAUAUAUUGGUUUUUCCCAAUCAUAUAUAUUAGAUGAAUCUGGAUAUCUGAAUUGAGAUUGAUUGAAGGUUGAUCUGUUCCCAUUCGUUUAAUCUUGUUCAUUUGUUUGGUGCUUUUUGUACUUUUUGCUUUUGUUUUAAUCACUCAGCGAAUUAAGUCCUUGCAUCAAGGCAAAAUAAAGCCAUCUCUCUCAUCAACCUCUCCCCAACUAGAAUCAAUCAUGAGAGAAUAUAAUUGACAUUGUCCAAGACAAAGAAAAAGGGUAGAGAGCAUAAGGAAGCGAUAGUGAAUGGUAUAAAGCAGGCGCUGGAGGAUUACAGUUCUGUCUAUGUGUUCACUCUUGAGAACAUGAGAAAUCUGAAGUUUAAGGAGCUCAGGGAGCAACUGAAAUCUAGCAGCAGAUUUUUUCUUGGGUCGAAUAAAGUCAUGCAGGUUUCCCUGGGCAGAUCAGUAGCUGAUGAAAACAAGCCAGGCAUUCAUAAACUUUCUAAGUUUCUUCGCGGUGGUACUGGACUUUUGUUCACUAAUUUGGAAAAAGAGGAGGUUCAAAGGUUAUUUGAAGAAUUUGAAGAACAUGACUUUGCAAGGACAGGGAGCAUUGCAACUGAAAAGGUGGAACUAAAAGAAGGCACAUUGGAACAGUUCUCGCAUGAAAUGGAGCCUUUUCUCCGCAAACAGGGAUUGCCUGUUCGCUUGAACAAAGGAAUCAUAGAGCUAGUCUCCGACUUUGUUGUGUGUGAAGAAGGGCAGGCUCUAUCCCCUGAAUCAGCUCGAACAUUGCGUUUGCUUGGAAUCAAGAUGGCUACCUUCCGCGUCCACCUUGUCUGUGGUUGGAGCCCUGAUAAUUUUGAAGUCUAUGGAGAAGGGUUGGAUCUUUCAGAUGUCGAAUCCUCAUAGGGACCAUCCAUCCUAUCUAAAAUUUGAAGUCUCUUGACCUUGUCCAUCAUGGAAGCCUGAAGUCUGUAGAGAAGGGUUGAAUCUUUUGGAUGCGACCCCAAUGCAGUGCUAAUGAUGCAAGUGGUGGCAGCAGUUUGGCGGUGCAUUGCAAUUUUCAUUUCCUUGCAUCACCUACUUAAAGCAUGCGAGCUGCUUCGUUCGGAAGAUUUUAUGGAAGUGAUUGGAAUGUAAUUUUGCACCUUCCACCAUUGUAAGAGAUAAUUCUAAUUAGUCUUUUUUAAAAGUUAAAUAUUACAUCUAUGCAGAGCUCAUUUGAGGAAAUCUACUUGCCUUCGCUUA